CAAAGAUUGAGGUUAGAUUGUUACAGCUCGUGCCUAUUGAGCCGAUUGUUUUACCAUUAAUUUGGGUUUGUUUUCAUCGCUUCGUUGAAUAAAUCCGAUAGUUAGCCGCAAAGAUGAAUUACUUGAGUGAAGUGCGAACGGUGUUUCGGCAUGCGAUCCGAUUGCAACCGGGCCGAUUGAGUGUGGCAAACUAUUCAAAAGUGGCCGAACCAAAAGACGAUGAAAUCUAUGACGAGGACAAGGAAGGUGAAAAUGUUUCCGACCACUUGGUGGACGAAGUGGAUGUGGAGGCUCGUGAAAAAGAAAUUGAACGUAUGCGAAACAAAUCCCGGUUAAAUAAAACGCAUCGAAAUUUCCUGUUUGAUUUACCAAAGCCAAACGAAGAAUACAAAUGGGAUAAAACAUUGUACUUUAGUCGAAAACAGUUCGGUCGUUAUGGUUCGAAAACUGGAAUUGAUCCACGUCUCUGUUUUUACACGCCCGAAGAAAUUGCCGAUCGUGCCGAAUUUCAACGUGUUCUGCAUCCGUACACCAUUCAGCAGAUGGUUGAAAUGAGUAAAAAAGCGAAGGCAGAAAAACAGGCAGUAAUUUUGGAGCGUGAAAAGAAAAUCGCACAGAAUCUAACGAAAUUGGACAGAUGGAUGGAAGAUUUGCAUAAACGUGUCGCCCAAAAAGAGGAGGAAGCGCGACAGGCGAAGGCUAAACGUGAAGCAUUGUUGGAAGAUAUUCGUCAAGAGUUUGGCUUCAAAAUUGACUACAAAGAUCCACGUUUCAAGGCUCUGAUGGAGAAGAAGGAAUUGGAAGCGAAGAAGGCAAAGAAGGCCGAAAAGAAGAAGAAGCGAGAAGAGCAACUGAUGCAAAAACUCAAAGAACAAGCACAAGAAACGAUGGAAAAGGGCAAAGAUGCGAAAAAAGCCGAAAAAUCGGAUGACAAAUCAAAGGAUGCGAAGAAGGAAAAGGAGAAAGAUGAUAGUGGUUCGUCGAGCGAUAGCGAUAGUGACAGCGACGAUGAAAAGGAUAAACAGAAAAAGUGAAUUUAGUUUGAAAAUAUGAAAAUUUCCAUUAGUUGGCUGAAUUUUCUUUGUUACAGAAAUUUUUAUUAAAUAAAAUUGAAAUUAAAAUAAUUAGAAAACAAA
Molecule: messenger RNA, 1136 nt
Organism: Sitodiplosis mosellana (orange wheat blossom midge)
Lineage: Eukaryota; Metazoa; Arthropoda; Insecta; Diptera; Cecidomyiidae
Gene: CRIF
Product: growth arrest and DNA damage-inducible proteins-interacting protein 1
Exons: 1
Coding region: 114-1034 (306 amino acids)
Cellular component (GO): nucleus
Source: RefSeq, a predicted model, not a curated record